Amphimedon queenslandica is the source of this 2131-nucleotide messenger RNA. Its product is annotated as putative ankyrin repeat protein RF_0381. The annotation marks the transcript as partial. NCBI's taxonomy places the organism in Eukaryota, Metazoa, Porifera, Demospongiae, Haplosclerida, Niphatidae. Gene Ontology annotation, molecular function: protein binding. The transcript has 2 exons. The record is from RefSeq and is a predicted model, not a curated record.
UAUGGCAUCUUAUAAAGGCCACUUAUCUAUAGUACAAUAUCUAGUAGACACGUGUGACGUUCCUCCUGAUGAACCAGACAAUAGCAAUAACACUGCAUUACUGUACUCAGCAAUGGGGGGCCAUUCUGAUCUAGUGGAAUUCCUUAUUGAGAAAAAUUGUAAUACUUCUCAGAUUAAUUGUAUGAGUGCCUCUUUAUCAUUAUUAGCUUGUCAAAGUGGAGAGCUAGCAUUAGUCCACAAGCUUGAAUCAUUAAACCUCUUCUCACCAGAUUCAGUUACUAAUUUAGGACGAGGUAUACUGCAUUAUACUUGUCGUUCUAUGAAUAAUAAAAGCCUUGAACUUUUAAAGUAUCUUUUAAAUCAUUAUCAAUUAUCCAUUGAUGUAAAGGAUCGAUAUGGUAGGACUCCACUUCAUAUUGCUUCAUGGUUUGCUUCAUCAUCAGUUGUUGAGUAUAUUGUUAGUAUUCAAGGUAAUGAAGCAUUAUUAGUUACUGAUAAUACUGGUAGGUCAUGUUUACAUUAUGCAUGUAAAGCAGGUAUACAAAUUCUAGCUGGUAUUGUGUAUAGUAAGCUUAUGGCACAAAGUGAUGCAUCAGUUAUUGAGAUUGUUAAUAAUACAAAAAUAAAAACAAAUGUUGAUUUUAUUAAACGAAAUGAAAGAGUUAAAAUGUUUUCUUCACUUCUCAAGAAAGCUAGCACUUGCCCUAACUUUGACAUCAAUGCCACUACAAAUGAUGGCACGUCAUUGCUACAUUUUGCAUCAUUUAGUGGCAGUACAUUACUAGUGAAAGCAUUAAAACAAUAUAAUAUCAAUUGUACAGGUUCUACUAGUGUAUUAAGUCAUAUCAUAUCUCAGUAUAAUCUCAAUGCUAAUGAUACUGAUACUUAUGUUCUGAUGCCAUUAGUCUACUCCUGCUGGUCAGGUAGUAUUAAUUCUGUUAAAUAUCUUAUUACUAAUCACAAAUGUGAUCCUAGUAUUACUGAUAAGUAUGGUAUGACAUGUCUUUAUCAUUCUUGUCAUAAUGGUCAUAUUGAUAUCACUCAAUAUCUCAUUGAGGUACAGCAUUGUGAUAUUAAUAAAACAGAUAAUGAAGGAUGUACAUUAGUACAUCAUGCUGCAUGGAGUGGUAACUUUGAGUUAAUUCAGUAUCUUAUUACUGAACAAGGUUUGACUCCUAAUGCAGUUACUAAGAAUGGCCUCACUGCUUUACAUUAUGCCUCAGUCUCUCUUAAAUUAUUUCUUGUUAAAGAAUUAAUAACUACAUAUCAGUUAGAUCCUCAUCAAGCUGACAGUAAUGGUAAGCUACCAAUUCAUUAUGCUGCUGAAUCUGGUGAUAUUUUACUACUAGAAUUAUAUGUGAAGGAUUACAAAUCUAGUCUGAGUUUAACAGAUAACAAAGGUUGGAAUGUUAUUCAUUUUUCAUCAUUAAAAGGUCACACUCACUUUAUCAAGCAUAUCACCAGUCAGUAUCUUCAAUACAUUAGUUUACUACACUCUACUGACAAUGAGGGUUUUGUGCCAUUGCAUUCAGCCUGUGAGAGUGGUAAUAUUCAGUUGGUCACAUUUCUAAUAAAUGAUAUGAAAUGUGAUGUCAAUGCUAAGAAUACACGUGACAGUACAUUUGUCACAUUUGCCUGUGUCUCAGGUAAUCUUGAUCUAGUACAAUUACUAAUACAACAGUACAACCUUGAGCCUUUAGCUACUGAUCAAUGUGGCAUAGCAGCAUUACAUGCAGCAGCACAGACUGGUCAUACUCAUAUACUGAAAUGGUACAUUCAGGAGUAUAGUGUGGAUAUUACUAAUCAUACUAACAAUAACAAGUACACACUAGCUCAUUCAGCUGCUUAUGAAGGUAAGCUACAUUGUCUACAGGAACUGAUCAACAAGUAUCAUUGUGAUGUUAAUGCCACUACGACUGAUACUGGUAGUACAGUUCUUCAUGAAGCAUGUGAAGGAGGCCAUGUUCCUGUUGUACUUUAUCUCAUUAAUCUUCCUCAGUGUAAUGUAGCAGCUAAGACUUCUAAUGGAUCAACAGUUCUUCACAUUACAUGUGAGUACAGUGACUCUCUUCCUAUACUCAAACAUCUGGUAGAGAAUUAUCAGUUAGAUCUGUGUGCUGUAAAUGAUGAG